Molecule: messenger RNA, 7056 nt
Organism: Sclerotinia sclerotiorum 1980 UF-70
Lineage: Eukaryota; Fungi; Ascomycota; Leotiomycetes; Helotiales; Sclerotiniaceae
Exons: 2
Coding region: 1-7056 (2351 amino acids)
Source: RefSeq, a predicted model, not a curated record
AUGGUUUCGGUGGCAGAUUUAGUCACAGAAUUACAUUGCAAUAUUGAUGAAAUUCAUAAAACUAUCGCUCUAAUAAGUGAUACUUCAUAUCAUGAUGCGGAAAUUACACGACUCGAAAGGGAACGCGAUGAACAGCUUCGACAACUGAAGAUGGCUCAUGAGGCCGCAAUGAAAGAGGCGGAGGACGCACGAUUAAAGCGGGAAAAAGAAAUCGAGGAAGAAAUUCAGAGAGAGGAGCAAGAGAUAGCGGAGAGAAGGAAACGUGAAGAUGAGGGGAGGAAGUUGAGAAUUGAGAAUGCAAUGGAGGAAAGGAAAAAGGUAAGACAAGAGGAGGAAGAGAAGAGAAAGGCCGAAUUUGAAAGUCAGCAUAAAGGAGUUGAAGAUGGAAUCGAUGACGAGAUGGAAAGAUUGGAGGAUGCAUUGGAGAAGCGAAUGACGCAUGGUCAGAAAGCUUUAGAGGAUUUAGAUGCUGCUAGAAGAAAAAUCAACAGACAAAUCGAUGAGCAACUCAAUGUUCCGACUGUACUCCCUGUAAUUCAAUACAAGAGUCGCAGAAAGAUCUUAUUGAAUAAGCGAAAGUCAGAUCUGUCAUUGGAAAACCAGAAAGUCAAGGAUAUUGAGGAAAAUGGACAAAACAAUCCGGAAUCAAACGCAGACGUAAUGCUUGAUUUGGAUGAGCACAAACACGAAGACCCUCAGCACGAUGGGACUAAUGUUGCAGACAAUGAAAGAGACCUUGCGUUAGAGCCAGUCAAGGAUUUUGGGUUACAGCGAGAUUUCGCACCAGCAGAAGAGGCUGUUCAACCAGAGCAAGAGGCGCAAUUCCCAGAGGUAGAACAUGUUGAAGAAGUAUCUCAGCCUGCCGAGGAAACUCACAGUUCAGUGGCCGAGGAGAAGCAUAUUGAAAUUGAAGAACCACGAGUUGCUGAGCCAGAACCCAAGAUUGAGAGCAUCGAGUUAGAACCACAAAAUCAGCCUCAACAAGACACGGUACAGCCUGUUGAAGAUGUACUAGAGGAGAACCAUGAAUUUCCUGCAACUUCCGGUGCCGAGACACUCCCAGCUUCCGAUGACACUCCAACUGCUCAAAUCGAGGAGAAUAAUUCGGCCGAGACAACACAAAAUGAAACCAAUGAUACUCUAAAGCGAGACAUUCUCUUAGUGGAACCAGAAAUUGACGAGGAUGCCGUUGAAGGGAGCCAAUCUACUGAAAUUUCUUCCGAAGAUGCCAAGGAUGCCACAAAGCCAGAAAACACACCGCUAGAGAUAGCUAAGGAAGUCGAGGCGUUUCCAGCUCAUGAUUUAAAUGAAUCUCCGGAAGACAGAGCAGCCAGGGAGGAAAUAGCUAAGCUGAAUGAGGAGAUUCGACGAGCUAUGGAAGAGGAAGCUGCUGAAGCAAUGAUACCUCAUGAAGAAGCCAAGGAUGUUUCUCGAGAUGUAGGGGAGGAAAAGUUGACUGAAUCGGAAGCUUCACAUGCUCCUGAAAAUGUUACGACUCAGGAUUUCGCCAAUGAACCUUCUUCGGAAAAGAAAGAAUUCAGAGAGGAAGAUGCGUUUCCUCAGGUAGAAAGCACGCCAGUAGUCACUGAGACCGUCAAUGUUUCAACUGUAAAUGCGGAUUUUGAGACAGAUGUGAAGCCCGAGAUAAAUGAGAUCGAGAGCGCUCAACAAAAUUUAGAUGCCCCAGACAAUGACACCGAGAAUAAGGAAAUCCUUGAAUCAGAAGAGCAGGCGAAAGACACGACAGACGAAUUUAUUCAAAUACCAACUGAGGGGCCACACCUAGGUGAAGAGCCGUCGUCCGAGCCAACACUUUAUGCUGAUCAAACUCCUGAAGAUCACGAGCCCUCACAUAAUGAGACAUCGUCUAUUCAUGAAUCUACAAGUGGAACUGAGAACAGCACAGUCGCAGAGACACUCCUGAAUUUGAAGGAAAAGGCAAUCUCACCUCCUGUUGCAGUUGAAGAGGCUACAUUAGGCAAUCAAGAUCAUGGAAAUGCAGAGAUGGAGAAUGAAAUUGUGCUCGAAGAAUCCUCAAUAUCAGAUGAGGAACAUGACAUGAAUCAAUCGUCAACAGAAACAGAGAUGGUCCACGAACCGGAAUUCGAGACCAAAGAGCCUGCUACUUUUGGGGAAUCUGAAGCCGAGGCAACUCAAAUCCCACUUCCAGAACCAGAGGAGACAGAGGCUGCUCUACUUAGUGAGGAACCAGCACAAGAUUCUAAUUCCUUGUCAAUUGAUGAAUCGGAUAGCGAAGAAAGCCAGCAGAAAAUCAUUGAACCAUUGAGCACUGAAGAUGUCAAUCAGGAACUUGUGCCUGCACCGACUGACACUACUCUCCCAGUAAAUGAUGAGACGCCGACUACUGCUGAGGAGAACAUUAUUGGCGAGCAGACGUCCGAAUCCAACGUAUUAGAAAAGGAAGUGGAAGUUAAAACCGAUGGGUUAGUCCCAGAACAAGACCUCAUUGAGCGAAAUGUAGAAUCUGAGAAAGACGGCGGAGAUACUGCAAGCAGAGAGUUGAACACUGAAGAAAGCCAGGAGGAACCCUCUCAAGUCAUUUUGUCCGAGGCAGGAGAGAUGAAAAGCAGUUCAGAUGAAACUUUUUUGCAAUCAGAGCCAGCGCCGGAAGUGGUGCAGUCUGAUAUUGAGAGCCAUGAGGCUUUUGAAGAUCAUAUAUUAUCUACCGAUUCUCAGCUUGCUGCCGAAAGUAAUGAUGAUAUCAACGAGAAUGCUGUUUCGGUACAGGAAGAGCCUCGUGUCAAAGAUAUUGAUAUUGAUACUCUUACAAACUUUACAGCCGACGCCGAUUCAGAUGAUGAGACGAAGCUCGCAGAAACUCGUGAUAUCGCUUCGGAUAAUAACGCCAAGGAAACCGAGGUAGACUUUGAGCCGGUUGUUACUCUUCCUGACCAUAUUCAAGAUGCUCAAGAAAACCCACAGGAGACAGUUGAGAGUGAGGAAAUAGGCACACAUCAGCUGAAUGGCCCAGUUAAUGACGACAUAGCUAAGGAUGAAAAUUGUAUCAGCGGAAUAGCUGUUGAUAGCAAUUCAGACAAACUUCCGCAGACCAGUGAUGAGGCCGUUCAAUUAACAGGUCACAUCAAGUAUCGUAUUAACGAGCUGGAAGCUGCCACGCAGGAGGGCGAAGAUGUAUUGAAGGUUCAGCCCGAUGAUGAAGAACGAGCGGUUACUUUCGGAGCCCCAGUUCCUGAUACUGAGAACAAGAAUCUAGAAAUCGCCGAGGAGAAGAUAGAACCACUACCUGAUUUCGAUAUUCAAGAGCGUGUCUCAUUUAUUGAAGAUUUAAACACACCUGGUCCUGAAGAGUUUGAAGGCACUGGAGAAGCGACCUUGACUUUGGAUGUUGGGUCUCCACUUCCCUCUCCGACAAUUCCAAAAGUCACCAGCAGCAGUGAAGAAAGCACCCGAGCGGAAGGUGAUGUUGUUUCACAUGCUAUGGACUUGGAAGUAGGAAACCACCAAGAAGGACACUCUGAGGUUAGCGACUCUUCCCCGGCUCAGCCAGAUGAUGAAGUGGUACUGGAGACGCCAAGUCCAAUGCAAUCCGAAAUGGAUGAGCAUGCGGAAGUGGCUAAGAGUGAGCAAUCGACUUCGGGAGAUGAUGCAUCGAUACAUCAAGAGGUCGAAGAACCUUCCAAAAAGGCAGUUGAUCAUACUCCAUUCGAGAGCCAAGAGCUUCAUCAACUAAAAGACCUGCAUUCUAAUUCUGUGGAGGACUCUGUGCAAGAAAAUAAUGAUCAGGACCAUGAAACCUCCCGGGAGAUUAAUAUGCAACCUGAAAGUAAGAGCUUUGGUCCUCAUUUUGAAAACACCACCUUUGUUCCAGAGACGUCUGCAUUAGGACAUCCGAUAGAUGAAGUUUCCGAAGUGCCAAAUGUGGUCGAACAGGUAAAUCCUGAGACCCAUGACGAGCCGGUAAUUGAAAAAGAAGGCGCAGAUGGUGAAAAUACUGAUGCUGUUCAUGUAGAUGAAGAAAUUGACCAGACAAAAGAUGAUCACGCUGAAAAGUCCGGAGAAUUCAAUCAUCCAAUGAUCACCCAGACAACGAUUAUACCAGAGUCAAGCCCGAGUGCUUUGACAAUUGCUGAAGCCAUCGACAGUAAAUCAUUACGUCAAGAAAACGAACAGCCAGCCGUUGUCGAAGAUGAAGAGGUUGAUACUUUACCGGAAGUAAAACCCACUAGCCAAGAUACUUCAUCGCAAUCCCAGCAUAUACAACACGAAGACCCCGAAGAUGUUCGUGCUAGAGAGGAAGUUGCUCGUCUAAACGCAGAAUUUUUGAAGGCUAUCGGAGAGGAACAAGCUGAUGAAUCUGCCGAAUCAAUUUUAGGGAACGAUGACAAGAGUGUGGAUGAAAAUGAAACCAUUAAAGAAGAACAAGAGAAACCGAGAAGAGAGAGUGCAGAGGACAGCGCAGCGAGAGAAGAGAUUGCAAUUUUGAAUGAGCAAGUGAGAUUGCUAAAUCAACAACGACAGAAUGUGGGUGAAUCUGCUGAGACUGAAGGUGUAAAGGAUGAAAGUCGCGACGUUUCUGAGGAUAGUGAACCUCAAAAGCCUGAAUCGAAACAACCAUCGAUCAACCUGAGUGAAGUUCAUCAUAGUGAAUAUAUUGAAGAUCGGGAAGUCAAUGACAUACCCACCUCAUCAGUCCAGCAACACGAGAACCCGAAAACUUCCGGUCAAUCUGACCUUAUCUUGAAUCCAGAAAAUGGAAUAGAACAAACCAUCGAUGAAUCAAGCCAAGAGAUCGAGGAUUUACAGCACGAACAUGAAGCUCACGAACUUCAAGAUUCCGGCUCGGAAGGUGAAGAAACCGAAUUUCAUUCUGAAAGCGAGGAUGAGUGGGAUGGUUCCUUAGAGGAUGAAGAUGAACCGCUUCCUUAUCUUGAGACUAUUCACGAAGAAUCACAUGAAAGUGUUUCUCAUAUUGAAGAUCACAACGAUGGGGAUGAUGGAGCAGAAGAAAUGUCAACGAGUAGAUUUUUCCAUCCACAUUGGAAAUAUGAGGAUUUGGAUGAUGAGCUUCUGAAGGAGAAAAGUGGAUCCGAGCAUGCUGCGAUGGAGUACAAUAGUUCUCGUGGUUUACAAGAUAUCCCAGCCGAGGAAUCUUUCCAUAACCCGCAAGUUGAGGAACGUCACGUGGAGCUAUCGGUUUUACCUGACAUCGGUCAUAGUGAAGCAGGUCAAUAUUCCGAGAAUUUCAUUCCAGAAGUCGAGGAUUCAGAAAAUAGUCCAUUAGUCUUAGAGUCCAGAAACUCAGCUGAUAAGGAUAUCUCACUAAAAACUCUCCAAGCUGGAUUAGAGCCCCAGAAUGAAAACAGUCUUGGAGUUUCGAGGCCUCGAUUGAACCGACCACAAACCCCAAUGGCAUUCUUUUCAAAUGUUUCCAAUGAUAAAGAAGUGGAAUUGCCUCACAUCAUCAACGAUACGGAUGUAUUAACCGAUGAUGAGGAGUCGAAAGAAACAACGGAGAAUAUAAACCAUUCUAAUGCUACGGAUCUACCACGAGUAUUAGAGCCAAGCCCUAUUUUGGACGAGAACCUUGAAUAUUCUAAGCAGGAGGAACCGGAAUCGCUAAUCCAAAAUAACAACCUUACCCCAGAAGCUACCCCUCGACGUCCAACACCACUCUAUCGUCGAAGUAGUGAUUUGAGUCCAGAACAUGAAGCAGUGUUCUCAAGAGUUUCUAAGAUUCGGAAUAGUCUAACUCCUUCACCUGAACCCCAUCAAUCGUCAAAUAUUGCACUAAGCCCUAGAUCACCAUCUGGGGGAUUUCCACCUGAUGAACAUCGAAAUUGCUUAGAUGCUUCUAUCAACAGCGCAUACAAUGGGUGGGGAUAUUCUACCUCAGAUGAAGAUCACCCCCAAAACGACUACGGAACUCAAUUGAACAAUGACAAUGGUCGUAACCGUUCUCAUACUGUUGAUACAGUUCCUUCUUUUGAACAUUAUGCAUCGGAUGAUGGUGAUUCGGGACCUGCAACUCCACCUCAAAAACUGCAGUAUUCUGAUCCCGUGACUCAGCAACCGCAUAUUAGUCAAAUGAUAGCGUCAGAAUUACAAUCUUCGGAAGGAUGGUCAAUUCCCAAUGAUGAUACCCAGGAUUCAGCAAAUCAGGAGCAAAAUAAUGACGAAGUGAUUAAAUCCCCAAAUCUUCAAGAAACAGCGGAAUUCGAUCCUUUCAAUCCACAAGAAUACAAAUCUCCAAUACCAAGCCCAGAACAUUCAUCGACAUUUCAUGUAAGCAAUGUACAUGUCGAUCAGGAAUAUCCUCCAACUUUGUCAUCUAAUCCACCCUCCCUCAUAUUGCCUGAAAAGAUUUUAGGCUCGAAUGCACCAGCCUCUAGCGCGAUAUUUACAUCACAAACUCCAGUCCGAAUGGAAGAGAAAUCAGUUUCUCAGCUCCCUCCAAAUGUCUAUUCUGUUCCUUGGACACAAAUAGAAGGCCCAUAUAAAGCGCCAAAUCAAGAAAAAGAAACAGCGUCUCCACAACGUAAUUCAAGACCAGUUAGUUCCAUCUUCGCUAGAACACGCUCGCUAUUUGAAUCAGCAGGUACCAAUGAUUCAACCCCAGCUAAACCAAGACCAUUAUCUGGAAUGAGCAUAUUUAAUGUCGCAUCGCCAUCUCGCUCGACACCUUCUUCUACACCUGCUCAAAGUCGUCCACAUAGUCUCUCGUCCUCGAGUUUGCGUAGCGCGAACGGUUCUAAGAGAUCGAGUCUUUAUCUAGCGGAAAAUGCACACGCAAAUGCAAAUGGAACUGCGAAUUCGAACAUAGAUUAUGAUCCAAACACCGAUGCGGAUUUCUUGCCAAAGAGUCUAGAUGGCGAUGGAAGAUUACCUAGUCCAGCAUAUGGAUUACCUGGACAUAGAAGUAGUAGUAGUUUUGAUAAGGAGAGAUUGUAUGGUGAUGAGGAGGAUCCUUAUUAUACGCAGAAAGGGGGGAAUGCUGGUAGUUUUAUGGGGUUGGGGGGUGUUACGAGAGGAGGUGGUGUGGCGGAGGAUGAACCGUUGUUGAGGGGUGAGAAGUGA